AUGAAGGACUUCAGAGACGAUGCCACGGUGGCUCACUCGGCGUUGCCUAACGACGCGCUCGCGCCGCUGCCCGCGCGCUCGCCUGCGCACAACAGCUACCCGUAUAACGACGAGAUUAAUCACCGCUUCGCUAUAUGGUCAGACUUUAGACACCAGCGGGCGGCGCGCUGGGCGCACUCGCCUGCGCACACCAGCUUCCCCUAUAACGACGAGAUCAACCACCGCUUCGCUAUAUGGCAAGGCGACAUAACGUCUCUGGAGGUGGAUGCCAUCACAAACACGACAGAUGAAACGCUGCUGGAAUGCAACGCCGUCAGCGAACGCAUCCUGCUCGCCGCCGGGCCCGGGCUCAAGGAGGAGAUCCUCACGAGGGCACUUGAAUGCCGGACGGGCGAGGUUACGGUGACGCCGGGCUUCCGACUGCGCUGCCGCCACGUGCUGCACACCGUGGGCCCGGCCUACACGCCCAAGUACCACACCGCCGCCGAGACCUCGCUGCAGAACUGCUACAAAAACGUGCUGUACCGGUCGGCAGAACUUGGCGCUCGCAGUCUCGCGCUGUGUGUGGUGAGCGCGCCGCGCCGUGCCUUCCCGCCCGACGCGGCCGCGCACGUCGCCUUGCGCACAAUCCGGCGCUACCUCGAACAGAACCCCACACCAGCCCUAGUAAUCCUCGCCUGCGCGCGCGCCGCCGACGCCGCGCUCUACGCAUCAAUAGCGCCCGCCUACUUCCCGCGAAGCGCCGCCGAACAGCGCGCCGGGCCCGCCGCCGACCUCCACGAGCGCCGCAUCCGCAUCAUACACAACCCGCACUCGCACAACGCCGACAGCGGUGAGUCCCGCGCUAGUGAUGCUCCCUCGAGCGCCGCGUCCGCAUCAUACACAACCCGCACUCGCACAACGCCGACAGCGGCUCGCAUACAGAAAUGUAUCUGCUCAGUGGCGUCGGACCACACCGUUACAUUGCUCAGUCUAUCCGAGCGCAAAUGCGUGACCCUGGCCUCCCGCCACUUAUUCCCGGUCGUCAGCAUCAAGUGGCGGCCCUUGGACGACUUCAUGGUGGUGGGCUGCAGCGACGGCACCGUCUACGUGUGGCAGAUGGAGACCGGCCAUUUGGACCGGGUGCUGCAUGGCAUGAUAGCCGAAGAAGUGUUGGCAGCGUGCGACGAGACGCUAGCAGACGACCUGGGCGGCUCCCUCGCGUCGGGCACCAGCGACCUGCAGGGACUGGCUAACCCCGCUGUCCAUUUCUUCAGAGGAUUACGCCAUCGCAACGUGGCCGCUAUGCGAGCGGCAACGCAGAGAGGCCUCGCUGCGUUGCAGGGCCCGGGCCACGCGAGCAACGCCGGGCCGCUAGCCGAGCCCGCCCGGGCCAGGCGGGCUCAGCUCACUAUACAAGGGUUCAGAUCUAACCCCAAAGGCCACGCAGAGAAGCCUCAGUGCCAUGACCAGGGCCAGGCGGGCUCAGCUCACUAUACAAGGGAUCAGAUCUAA
Molecule: messenger RNA, 1494 nt
Organism: Ostrinia furnacalis (Asian corn borer)
Lineage: Eukaryota; Metazoa; Arthropoda; Insecta; Lepidoptera; Crambidae
Product: ADP-ribose glycohydrolase MACROD2-like
Exons: 12
Coding region: 1-1494 (497 amino acids)
Molecular function (GO): protein binding
Source: RefSeq, a predicted model, not a curated record